GUCGGGUUAGCCGGCGCGAGGUAGUCUCCGUGAGUGGAGCGGCGGGUGUGCGCGGGGUCGGUAGCGCGCGCUGUGUGCUGUAUCUUUAGUUUGCGGGAGUGAUUCAGUGUGCCGGUGAUUCUGGGGGAUGCGGUGCUGAGGGAGACGCCCUGAGCGCGCGGUAGAGCGGCGGCGCGAGCGGCUGUGCCCCCGGGGGUCGCAGAGUCGCAGGGUUAUCAGGGUCUGUAGCCGAGCUGCUGCUGGUGAUGAUGGAGGCGGUCAUGGAGCGCGAGUGCAGCGCGCUGGGGGGACUGUUCCAGACCGUCAUCACUGACAUGAAGGGCAGUUAUCCGGUGUGGGAGGAUUUCAUCAGUAAGGCUGGGAAACUGCAGGCCCAGCUCAGGACCACAGUUGUGGCGUUGGCUGCAUUCCUUGAUGCCUUUCAGAAAGUUGCAGACUUGGCCACAGGCAGCAGAGGUGGUACACGGGACAUUGGCUCUGCACUGACCAGGAUGUGUAUGAGACAUCGCAGCAUAGAGGCCAAACUCAGACAGUUCUCCAUGGUUUUUGUGGACUCUCUGAUUAAUCCACUACAAGAGCAGAUGGAGGAGUGGAAGCGAGUCGCCAACACUAUGGAUAAGGACCAUGCCAAAGAAUACAAACGAGCACGCCAAGAGAUCAAGAAGAAAUCUUCAGACACUCUCAAACUCCAAAAGAAAGCCAAGAAAGGGCGUGGUGAUCUGCAGCCGCAGGUGGACAGUGCUCUGCAGGGAGUGAGUGAUAAAUACGCCUCGCUGCAGGAGACGGAGAGACAGGCGGUCAGGAAGGCUCUGAUAGAGGAGAGAGGACGAUUCUGCACUUUCGUCACCAUGCUCAGACCAGCUAUAGAAGAAGAGGUGUGCAUGCUGGGUGAAGUCACUCACCUGCAGUCGAUCUCUGAUGAUCUUAGGUCACUGACUAUGGACCCCCACAAACUGCCUUCUUCAAGUGAGCAGGUGAUCGCUGAUCUGAAGGGCUCAGAGUGCAGUUGGUCCUAUCAGACCCCGCCAUCUUCUCCCAGCACCACGUCCAGGAAGUCCAGCAUGUGUAGCAGUAGUCUGAACAGUGUGAACAGCAGUGAUUCUCGCUCGAGCAGCAGCCACUCCCACUCUCCUACCUCACACUUCCGUUACAGAGGCUCCGCACUCCCCCAGCAAGGCUCCACCCGCCUCCCCAGCGUUUCCUCCCACGACUCCGGCUUCACCUCUCAGGACACCUGUCAGUCUAAGAGCCCCUCCCCCAUGCCUCCAGACUUCAACACACAGUACCCUGGCUCCACCUGCCCUGACGAAUCCUCUCAGCCAAUCACAGACAGCUGCACACCCACAUUACCUGACCCCAACACCAACACUGGAGACAAGUUGUUAAACGGGUGCGAGUCGAUCAGCCCGUGUUCAGUGGACUCCUCCCCCCAGCCUCCUCCUUCUCCCUCAUUACCCUCUCAUAUCCCUCUGUGGGCGUGGUCUCGACGUGGCCCCGCCCACUUGCUGGCGGGCUGUGGGCCGUGUUUUCCACUUGGCUCCACCAAUUUCCCCCUCUCCCACAGAGUGCCCAGCUGGAAGGACUGGGCCCGGCCGGGUCCGUAUGACCAGCCGAUGGUGAACACUCUGCGCAGGAUAAAGGAGAGAGAGAGGGGGAAGGAGGGCUGUGAGUCCAGCAGCUCCAGAGACGAAGCUCAGAAAACCAGCCCUAAUAACCAACACUGCAAAACCAGGGAUGAUGCUCAUGAGGAGCUGGCGGUGUGUCUGUCCCGUGGUCUGUCGCUGGACAUCCCCCGCAGCAGAGACUCUGUCCAAGGAUCCAGCGGCUACAGCACUCAGACCAACACACCAUGCUGCAGCGAAGACACUCACGUAUUUGAUUAUGACCACUUGCCAACUAUUGGAGAUCAGGACGCAGAGCAGCAGGACUGCGACGGGACCUCCUCCGUUCCACGGAACACAGAAACCAGCCAAUCGUAUCGCCGCAUGUUACCAGCCAAGCGUUCCCCCUACACACAUGGACUGCCCUCCCCCUGCGGCUCCAUAAUGCCGACGCCUGGCAUCGCCACCAUCCGCCGAGCUCCCACCUCCAAACCCAACCUGUGGCGCGGCUCCAGCAUCCAGGGCCCGAUCCCCAUCAGAACCCCAGUCAUCCCAGUUAAAACCCCCACUGUCCCAGAGCUACCGACCACCGUCACAGACAGCGAAAACCCACAAAGCCCCACUUCUCCCAGCACUGAGAACAGCAGCAACGCUUCACCCUCCGCCUCCCAGGAAACGCCCACCAGCCAAUCAGACACUCUGCCAGAGGAGGAGGAAGAGGAGGAGCUGGAGCUGCAGGGAGACGACAUGCUGCUGGCCAUUCGUCGCGGGGUGAGACUCAAAAAGGCCAUGACCAAUGACAGGUCCGGCCCACUGUUUGAGUAAAAGAGGGCGGGGCCAUCUCUGCUCUCACCUGUAGCAGAAAUGAUGGGUUUAGUAAUACUGUUAACAUGUCAGGUGUAGGAUGGGUACAGUAGUGUGGAAUGGCAUCAUGGUGUGUUCAGAUAGUCUUUGUGAACUUGGGUACAUUUUAACUAUCAGAUAUUUUGCCUUGUUUAGGAGCUCACUUAACCUGAGACUAUAUUUAAAUAUGAAAUAUUAAAAUAUGAAAUAUGACUGGGAGUUUUAGUAACACAGGAAAAAAUCCUACCCUUUAACUAAAAGGGUCAAUCAGCUUGUUGCUUACAAGUCAGCUAAGGGGGAAAGCUCUCUCCCUCAAUGUGGAGAUCUGCGCAAGUGCAGUAGCCAUUUCAAGCAGAAAAAAAUAUGUUUUUAGUGCAUUAUAGGCUCCAAAUGCUAAAAAAAAAUACGUUUUUUAAUCAUAUUUUAUCAUUGAUUUCAAAUAUGUUGUUGAAAUGGAAAUUAGACCUUUUUUCUUUCUCUAUUCAUACAGAUAGAAGGAGGCAUUGCCAAGAUGGCCACUGAGUCAACUAAUUUGCGGAUAAAUGUUCUGUGUUGCAACAAUCAGUGUAGACUAUCAAACUAGUCUGCACAGCUUUAUACAGGAGUUUCAGAUUAGUUCUCCAGCAUCUGGGCUGCAGUAGCAUUAGCAUUAGCCAAUAACCGCUAUUUCCCUGUGCACCUUAUAAUCUGGCUCGCCUUAUAGUGGAAAGCUACAGUAUUAUAACCCAUCAAUUAGCUUUGUUGGCCAUGCGACUGUAUUUUCCCAAGCGAAUCAACAUUUAUUUUUGCUAGUCAUGUCAUGUCUAAAAUCUAAUUUUUCCCAUUUUCUCCCCAAUAUACACGGCCAAUUACCCAACACACUCAUUAGGACUCCUCCUAUCACUAGUAAUGCCCCAACACACCAGGAGGGUGAAGACUAACACAUGCUUCCUCUGAUACAUGUGAAGUCAGACACAGCUUCUUUUCGAGCGGCUGCUGAUGAAGCAUUACCAGCGCGCUUGGAGGAAAGCGCAGCGUCACGAUUCCGAUACAUCAGCUCACAGACGCCCUGUGCUGCAGACAUCACCCUAGGAGUGAUGUGGGGAGAGUGUGCCAUUUACCCACUCGGAGGGAGCACGGCCAAUUUUGCACUUUGCAAAACUGAAAAAGUCCCCUGAUAUGUACCAUGGUAAACAGAAACAGUGGCAGGGAUACUGGGAAAAUAGUCCAAAAUAACAAAAGGGACAUUUUGUAAACUUGGCAAAAUUUCUUUGAGAUUGCAUUGUGCAUUGUAGAACCAUGUUAGCAGUUGACAAUCUCUCACCAAGAGGUACACUACCCAAAUGUAUGUCUUUGUCAACUAAAAAGCUUGUAAUUUGUUUCAAUCUUCUGGGAUGGACCAAUCACCUUGCUCACUGCAAAAUUCACAUCAUUUUCUGAUAAUCUUCUGGGUUUAGCACUUUUUUAAUUCCAGCUUGCCCGAGUUCACAAAGACGCUCUGAAUGCACCAUUGUUUUAAAUAGUAACAAACUAUAGCAGACACAUACAGUAUAGCCUGGAGAUGAGUUAUUAAUGUUACAGUAAUGUUACUCCACAGGACUGGAGUAACUGAUCCGUUGUAUAUGUAUUUAUUACCUUUGGUUUGACGUGAAUCUAUUUUAUUGUUGAUGCUGUUGAUGAAGUCUUUUCUCUACUACCAGCCCAUCCUUCUAUAGGUGCCAAAACUCUGUGCCUGAGUGUCUUUCCUUUAUCAUUUUAUCUGCCUGAUAUCAGGAAUUGCAGAAGAGCAAUCAUGGCUGACCCGGGAUGAAGUGAGACGGGGUCAGGUAGAUGUGCAUAUUGUACAGUAGGGCUGCAACUUUUAGUCAGCUUAAUCAACAAUAUUAAAUAUAAAAAUUGUGGUUAAUGUGUGAUGGAGUGAGACAGAGAGAGCGCACGCGAGAGAAAAAAAAGACACACAGACAUAGUGAGAGAGUGACAAACCCUGAGCAUCCUGAUUGGCCUCUCCUCAUGCUUAGUUGGCCAAUGAAGUUUCAGUGUGGGUGGGACUUAUUGCAGUGCAAUAAACUACAACGCAUUUAACUCCACAAUACUCUACAGUCAGUCUUUACUAGUUCUGUACAGAUUAACCCUUUAAAAUACAAUAAAUAAAUUGUCCUGUAUAAAGGCUACAGGUGUAGGUGAUGCAAAACCCUUUUUCUGUGCAGUAAAAUAACUUUUUUACAUUCUGAUAAUUAGAGUUUGAAAUCUCCUCCAGGACACUUGGAGAAGCCGCCUGUUUUCUCUCUACUCCACUUAAUAAUUCCAGAUCAGUAACAGGAAUCAACACAAAUUCUGCAGGUUUGAAAAUAGAUGUAAAAACUAGACAAACAUAACAAAACUAAAGCAUGAACUGUUUGGAAAAUAUAGAUUUUAAAAUUUGAUUUGAUUGAUUUUAAAAAAGUUCAGAAAACAGCCAAUUUUAUGAUUUUAUUCAUUAUAUUUUGACAUUAGCACAUUUACUUAAAUAUUUUUAUUAUUUUCUAUUAUAAUUGCAAUCAUGCUUUUCCGUAAUGUUUCUUAUGAAACAUGAAGGCUUUUUAUGCAAUGCUUGAAUAGAAAUCCUCAAGAUUUAAUGGUGUAAUGUCAGGCAGACAAUUGACAAAAAUCCUGCCCUGUUAAGGGGUUAAACACCUGGCUUCUAUAUUAACUGUAUUACCCGUGGUGAGUUAAAUUACUGCAGAGAGCUGCUAAGAUGUGUUUAAACAGGCUUCACUCCUUCAUUAACAUUAUUAACAUUACUAACAUUAGUAAAAUUAAUGUUAGCUGGAUAAGUGUUAGGGAGAUACUGUAUUGUACUGUAAAAUUAAGUUAUAUGUAAUAGUAACUACAAACUUUAAUUUUCUUAGACAAACAAUAAUUUCAGGGAGGUUUCUCUUUGGAAAACAAGUAUCCUAGAGUAUAAGUAUCCUAGAAUCUCCUGAAAAUAACAUCCAGCCUGUGUAAAUGUUUCCUAUAAUAUAAUUUGACAUUUUUAGUUUAAUAUAGGUACGUCAAACUAUCAAAAUGUACUGCAAAAUUCUAAAUAUUUAACUCUCCUCAUCAGUAGGAAGUACAAAUGGAGGGAAUGACCAAAAAUAAACGUGACUAAUCGAAUAAUCAAACAAAUAAUCGGCAGAUUAGUCGACUACUAAAUUGGUCAUUAGUUGCAGCCCUAUUGUACAUUAGAUUAAGGGUUUAGCCUGGACUUGACAGUGGAGUUUGAAGGCCUGUGUUGUUGCUUUAAGUCUUUAUUGUAAAGAUGUGAAAAGAUGCUUUCAAAGAACAGGACCUGUAAGUGCAGUGCAAAGCAUAAAAGGAAAAAUCUGUGGUUGAAGUACAGUACCAGUCAAAAGUUUAGACACCCCUUCUCAUUCAGUGGGUUCACUUUUAUUAGAUUAGACCUUAUGGAGGUCCUAUGAAAACCUAUAAAGGAACACAUUUGGAAAACUGUGAAUGGGUUUCCACAAUCACCUGACCUGGAAAGAUGCGUCCAAACUUCAUACUGGCACUAUUUUAUUUUAUUUUCCUCAUUUUUAGGGUCAACUCCAAGCAAUGUUGGGCACACAGAGUGUGUGUGAUCACAGUGGUCUCUCUCAUUGCCUUUCCUAUCCAAUGCAUUACUGUUUUUGUACUCUAAUAGGCCUUCAGAAGUGGCUGGCUAAUAACUCAAGAAUUAAUAAUGGCAGCCUAGACCUGUAGAUGCAGGUCAGUGGACCAGUCUUUGAAAUGUACUCAACAUACAGUAGACUGUUUUGAGCUUGAUGUCCCUACUACACUCUUACAGCUUUCCUUGGACAGAUGCUAUAAAAGAACCGUUUCUUUUAGAAAGAAUCAUGGGCCUUAUUUAGAAGCAGCUUACUAAGCAAAUCCCACCUACCGUGCCACUAACCAAACUGUGGAAAGACAAAAAGAGGUAGUCUCGCUCUGGAUCAAAUGAAUCAUGGUCUGGUUCGUCUGCAGAAUAAAGCUAAAAUAGUUACUCUACACGACUUUAAUCCUCAAAACAUUCUAAAAACAGUGGUGUAGAGAAAUAUAUCCAGUCUGGUAAUAAUAUGCUGGUGCCGAGUUCUGCUGGAAAAUGAAAUCCACAUUUGUAAAGCUUAUCAGCACAGUGAAGCAUGGAUAAGGCCCAAUCCCAAUCCCACUUGGCCCUACCACUUACACCUUCCCUUUAAACAGAGUUUGGACAACCCUUCAAGCACCCGAUACGUCAUCAGGAGCGCUAAAGUUCAGUAAUCUUGCUGCUGCUGCUAAUUAACCAGUUAACUUUAGAUUGUGUUUUAUCGUAUGUCUUCAGAAAGGGGAGAGAUGGUGCAGAAAAAUAAUUAUUAUUGUCCAUUCCUUAAUUCCUCUGUGAUCGGGAGCAGACAUUAGCUUUGAUUAGCUUUUUUAUUAUUUUAGUUUUCCAUUCCGCCUUAAAUGCUGGAGCCCCUGCAGUCUAAUGCACUAUUUAAGGUGGAACAGGAAAGUUA
Molecule: messenger RNA, 6916 nt
Organism: Astyanax mexicanus (Mexican tetra)
Lineage: Eukaryota; Metazoa; Chordata; Actinopteri; Characiformes; Acestrorhamphidae
Product: MTSS I-BAR domain containing 1
Exons: 15
Coding region: 246-2426 (726 amino acids)
Biological process (GO): adherens junction maintenance; plasma membrane organization; positive regulation of actin filament bundle assembly
Cellular component (GO): cytoplasmic side of plasma membrane; actin cytoskeleton
Molecular function (GO): phospholipid binding; actin binding
Source: RefSeq, a predicted model, not a curated record